This is a messenger RNA of Salvelinus sp. IW2-2015, 1989 nucleotides long. RefSeq lists its product as uncharacterized. The record is from RefSeq and is a predicted model, not a curated record. Lineage: Eukaryota; Metazoa; Chordata; Actinopteri; Salmoniformes; Salmonidae.
ACGUAACUGAUUGAAACGCUAUUAGCGCGUACCCGCUAACUAGCUAGCCAUUUCACAUCCGUUACACAUGGCUGGGCUAGCAUCGUGGAAGUACAAGGACAUAAUGGCCUACACCCGCUCCAAGGACACCAUCGCGCGCCUGAGAGCCAGCUAAGUCGUGGACCCGCAACAGGUUGCUGACCCUACCUUUCCUGACAGCAGAGAACAUCCUGAACGGUUCUCCCUGCGAAUGCACCACCACCCAGCUCCUCCAGCAGUGGAGGUUCAUCGGCACCGUUAAGCAGGUUCUGUGGGAGACAAGGAACAUACUGGGUCUACCAACAACAAACCGUGGAACGAAUGACCCUGAGGAGGAGGAUCACCAUCCUUCUCAGGGAUCACGCCAUCACAGAUAUCCACAAAGACCCGGACCAGGUGAAGGUGGUAUGGGGUUGGCAAGAUGGAAGGACAUCCACAUCUAAACCAUCCCCCGAGCCGCCUAGACCAAGACAAAUCCCAGACCGGUCCUCCAGUCUUCAGCGUCCAGCCUCACUGCCGCAUCACUCCUCUUCCACGCCCCAUGCCACCAACCACUCCCCCCGAACCAGCCAAGGCCGAUGGACACAUUCUCUACCCCCCUUCUCUCUCAACAUUUCUCCCUAUCCCUACCUCCCACUAUCACUCUCACAGAACCGGCACCAGCCCAGAAUCAUGAACCAUCCACCAACACAAGAGGGCGAAGGGGGGACCAAACAUCAGACUUUCACCCAGAGCGAGCAGAACACAGGGAGUGCCAUCAGGGCACCCUUGUGUGCCUGCUUGCUCCUCAGGUUGUCCUUCCUCCCCUCUGCAAAUCCAGCACCAGUCCCAGCACCAAUCCAGAUCCCAUUGGCCAGUCCCAGUACCAGACCAUCAGACAAGGUUGUCCUUCCUCCCCUCUGCAGAUCCAGCACCAACCCCAGCAUGAAUCCAGAUCCCAGUAACCAGCACCAUCCCCAGCACCAGACGAGGCUCGGAGAAGGAACCAAAGAUUACACCUUCACCCAGAGCGAGCAGGCCACAGGGAAGUACCACCAUUGACCUAGGGCUCCCUUGUGUGUCUGCUUGCUCCUCARUAUGUCUUUCCUCCCCUCUACAGAUCCCGACCCAGAACCGUCCCUAGCUUUCCGGUUCCUGGUUCCUAUUUCUCCCAGGCCCACUGUCCCAACACCAACCCCUGGUUUUCCAGCUCUGGCACCAGCAUGAUUUCCAACCCGGUCCCAACACCAACCCAGGUUUUCCCGGUCCUAGCCCCAACACCAGGACCAACCCUGGACCCAGCAUCGGCCAACCACAACUGCCACCUUCAUCCAGCAACUGCCAGAUCCACCCUUCCCCCAACGCAAAGACACAAACACAACGUUGACCAACCAUGACUCACUGACUGACUAACAAAUUGACGGACUGAUAAUUGUUAAAAGUUAUUUGAUUGAAUGCAUUUGUUUUUUAGUUUAUUUUUUGGUAAUUGUUUGUUUUUCUUUUGAUUUGAUUAACUUAAGUUGGAUUGAUUAUUUAUUGUUUCAAUUGUUUAUUAUUUUGAAGUUUAGCUAAAUAUGAUUUGAAAUUUUAACAAGUUAUGAAUUUUGGAAUAACCAAAUAAAUUGACCUCUGCCAAAUAUCAAGCCCUUUUGCCCACAUCAGCCUUCUCAUUACCUUCCACACCCUCAUGGGCGGGAACCCAGCAAAAGCUUACCACCACUCCCAUCCUCUCCAAUCCCAUUAACAGCACAAUCAUCUCCACAAACAAGUCUCCCCUAUCUGUCUUCACACUAUUCUUGCAUUGUUGACACCAAUGAUUUAUAUAUACACUAGAUGACUGUAUUGAAGCCACCGUGCCUGCAUCUUGGCACUCCCCCACUGUUGUAAAAAAUAUUUUGGAAGCUAUAGAAAUGGAUUCAUUAAUGUCAAAAUUGUUUUUUUCCCACAUGUAUUAUAUUGCGGACACAUUAAUGCAUUCUUUUUUAAUGAUAU